AUGCUCCUCAUGAAAGAUGUUUAUGCAGUUUCAGAUAGGUGUAUUAAAUAUGCUUCCAGAAAAGCAUUUUUUGGUACUAAGAUGACUGAGGGAUCCUCUGUGCAAGAGCAUGGGAUCAAUAUGCUUUUUCUCGUGGAAAAGCUUGAGGAUCUUCAAGUUGGGCUUGAUAAUGACACGUACAUUGACGUGAUCCUGCAGUCACUUCCUCCCUCUUACGGGUCGUUUGUCGUAAACUACAACAUGAAUAGGCUUGAGAAGACCAUGCACGAGCUGAUAAACAUGUUGGUCCAAUACGAGACAACGACCAAAAAGUGUGUGCCGUCGGUCUUGGUCGAGGAGGCUUCGAGCUCCAAAGCUAAAGGCUAG
Molecule: messenger RNA, 366 nt
Organism: Sesamum indicum (sesame)
Lineage: Eukaryota; Viridiplantae; Streptophyta; Magnoliopsida; Lamiales; Pedaliaceae
Source: RefSeq, a predicted model, not a curated record